UAGACAUGGUUGGAGAGGUUUCCUCUGCCUUUCUACAGGUCCUGUUUGAGAAUUUGGCGACUCUGCUGCUGGACGAGCUUAGGUUGGUCUUGGGAGCGGAGGACCAGCUGAGAAAUCUCAGGGACAGUCUCUCCAUGAUUCAAUCUGUGCUUCAUGACGCAGAGGAGAGGCAGUGCGCCGAGAAUGCGGUGAGGCUGUGGCUCAACGAGCUCAGGGUCGUCGCCUAUGAUGCAAACGACGUGUUGGAUGAGUGUGCUACCGAAGCUUAACGCCGGCGUCUGAUCCCAUAUGCACGGGUACGCAGCUCCCUGUCCUUCCUCAAUCCUAAGCGUGCCUUGUUCUGGCUCAAAAUGUCCCAUAGAAUGGAAGAGAUAGCCGAUAGACUCGCUCUCAUCGGAAACAGACAUCAUGCUUUUAGCUUGAGAUUGGGGGAUGAAUCAAGGAGUCGAGAAAGGCGCCGUGAGAAUCAUCAUCAGAGCACCUCGCUGAAUCCUUCGUCAGCUCUUGGCCGGAGAGCGAUAAGCGGAGGAUCGUAGAACUGUUGGUACCGUUGCAUGGUGAGGUCGAGCACAACAUUUCUGUGAUUUCCAUCCUCGGGAUGGGUGGACUGGGGAAGACGACCCUCGCUCAACUAGUCUACAAUGAUGAAACUGUGGAGAAGCAUUUCGAGCUCAGGCUUUGGGUCCACGUGUCCUAUGAUUUUAAUGUCUACGGGCUCACGAGAGCGAUCAUAGAAUCCAUAGAUAGUCAUGUGUACGAACCCAUCAACCUCGACAAUCUUCAGAAACACCUCAAGAAGAAGUUGGCUGGAAAGAGAUACUUGCUCGUCUUGGAUGACGUAUGGAAUGAGGAAACAGAACAGUGGGAGAGGCUUAGAGUCCCCUUGCUGUGUGGAGCCAGAGGGAGUAAGAUAUUGGUGACUACCAGGAGCGAGGAAGUCGCAAACAUUAUGAGCACCUCAUCACCAUACAGUUUGGGGGGUUUAUUAGAUGAUGAUUGCUGGUCUUUGUUCUGCCAGUAUGCAUUUUCCCGAGAUCCAGAUGCAUUUUCUGAUCUAGAUGAUAUCGGAAGACAGAUUGUGAACAAGUGCAAGGGCUUGCCUCUGGCAGCGAUUGCUUUGGGCCAUAGGCUGCGCAGGGUAGCUGACAGAAGCAAGUGGGAAGCAAUUCUCCAAGACGAGAGCUGGGAAUUCUCCGGUGGGGACGGCGAUAUUUCUCGUGCGGUUAGCUUGAGCUACCAGCAAUUGCCUGCACAUCUUAAGCCAUGUUUUGCAUAUUGUUCCUUAAUUCCGAAAGGCUACGAGUUUGAGAAGGAGUUCAUAGUCCAACUGUGGAUAGCACAAAAUUUCAUUCAGCCUGGUGGGGGAGAACGUAUCGAAGACAUCGGUAGCUACUACUUUGAUUCGCUUGUGCAGAAGUCAUUCUUCCAGAUCUCACACUUUGACUAUAAACGCAGCCAACCUAGGUACAAAAUGCAUGAUCUUAUUCAUGACUAUGCUCAACAUGUAUCAAUGGAGGAAUGUCGUAUAGUGGAGCUUGGCAAACCAUGCAAUCUCUCCGCAAAGACACGGCAUUUGUCGUUGAUCUGUGACCAGUUUGUGCAGGAUAACCCGACGCAAUCACCUUUGUCUAACCGAAGGAAGAACAUAUUUAAGACAUUUUAUGCAUACGGAGGCUUGUACACAUUCCUGCUGGCCGGUGGAUCCACAACAUAUGAGAUAAGGGUCCCUAACAAUCUUGCAGAGAGAUUGGGAAGCCUACGGACCUUGGAUCUGAGCAACUGUGGCAUAAGUAUGCUGCCUGAAUCGAUAGGUGAUUUGAAGCACCUACGGUGCCUCCAGCUUCCAAACACAACUAUUAGAAGGCUGCCUGAAUCAGUGGGUUGCCUUUAUAAUCUUCAGAUAUUGGGUCUUAGAAAUUGUGAUAUUCAGGAGUUGCCCUGGAACACAAGAAGUCUCCAAAGACUGCAUCAUCUCGAUCUGCAUCUUGACGAAAUUUCAGUGAUGGCACAGGGUGCCAAGUCUAGAGGGCAUAGUCUGAGGUCCAUGCCUCCAGAAAUUGGACUUUUAACUGAUCUCCAAACAUUAUCAAGAUUUGUUGUAGGUACAAAGCAUAGAUGUGGGUUAAGAGAGCUGAAGGAGUUGAACAAUCUCCAUGGAGAGCUUCAAAUUUCAAACCUUCAUUUUGUUUCAAAAGCAGCAGAAGCUUCGGAGGCAAAUUUAUCCAGAAAACAAUACAUUCAUAGAUUAGAGCUGCAGUGGAGCCACCAUCAUAAAUUUGCAUCAAGUAGACAUGUCCAGGAACUUGAAGAGAAAGUUCUAGCAAACCUCCAACCUCACACCAAUCUCAAAGAGCUCAUUGUAGUAGGCUAUGAAGGUGCAACAUUUCCAUCUUGGAUAGGUCAUUCUUCCUUCUCCAAACUAGUAGCCCUGUCGCUCUCCAAUUGUAAGAAAUGUGAGAUCCUCCCUCCGCUCGGACAGUUGCCUGCACUGAAAGAUCUCUACAUAAAAGAAAUCGAUGGUGUCAAGAUUGUGGAUUGCUCAUUUUGUGGUCAUGACGCAAGAAAUUUCCCAUCAUUGCAAAAGCUACAUUUUGAGAGCAUGCACAGCUUGCAGGUUUGGUGUGGAAAAGAUAAUUGCCUGCUUCCUUCGCUUCGAGAGCUGGUUUUUAAGAACUGCAGUGGUCUUCGACAACUUACUCAUAAUCUUCCUUCCCUGACAAAGUUGGAGAUUGAGGGAUCCCCAAAAUUAGUCGGCUUGCGAAGCUUCCCAUCGCUCCAAUCUUUAGAGGUGAAGGCCAGCGGUGAGUGGGUUUUCGACUCAUGGUCCAGUCUCACUUCUCUUUCCUCCCUGACCCUCAGCCGGUUGCCAACAAUAAGCUUGCCUUCAAAACUCCAACUUGGCCAUGCCUCUAUACGCUGCUUGGAAAUCAGUCACUGCGACCACUUGAUAUCAUUGCCUGACAAUUGGCUCCCCUCUGGCCUUACCUAUUUUGCAAUCAAACAUUGUUCUCAACUCCGGGCACUACCAAGGGGACUGCAGAACCUAAGGAAGCUGGAAGACUUGGAAAUCCAGAGUUGUGGGCAUCUAGAGUACCUACCAGAUGGGCUCAAGAACCUGACAUCACUCAUGCGUUUUGAGAUUUCAGACUGUCCUCAGCUUUUAUGCUUGCCAAAUGAUGGUCUGCCAACUAAACUUACAGUUCUUGAGCAUCAACAAUUGUCCAGAGCUCAGGCGACGGUGUGAAGUUGAGGCAGGUGAAGACCGGCCCAAGAUUGAGCACAUCUUCUCCGUAUGGAUUGAUAAGGAACUAUUAGUUUCUUCCAUUCAGCCCAAUACAGCAGCCAUGGCUCACAGCCACUACACCAAGGGGAAAGCUCAGGGAAGUAGAUGCAAAUGAUUACAGAAGCACCCCUUCACUUUAUUAUGGUAAGC
Messenger RNA from Phoenix dactylifera (date palm), 3433 nucleotides. The record is from RefSeq and is a predicted model, not a curated record. NCBI's taxonomy places the organism in Eukaryota, Viridiplantae, Streptophyta, Magnoliopsida, Arecales, Arecaceae.